Molecule: messenger RNA, 8160 nt
Organism: Mesoplodon densirostris (Blainville's beaked whale)
Lineage: Eukaryota; Metazoa; Chordata; Mammalia; Artiodactyla; Ziphiidae
Gene: PIEZO1
Product: piezo type mechanosensitive ion channel component 1
Exons: 52
Coding region: 334-7980 (2548 amino acids)
Biological process (GO): cellular response to mechanical stimulus; detection of mechanical stimulus; regulation of membrane potential
Cellular component (GO): endoplasmic reticulum; plasma membrane
Molecular function (GO): mechanosensitive monoatomic ion channel activity; monoatomic cation channel activity
Source: RefSeq, a predicted model, not a curated record
GGGAGGAGGGAGCCGCGUCCUUUCCUGCUCGGCUUCCGCGAGCCGCCAAGAGCCGUGCGCUGCGCUCCGCCGCGGGGCAGAGCUGACACCGGAAAGAGCGCGGGCCCCAGCCGUCGGCACCGGCGGGGCGCGGCGGGCCCCGGCCCUAGGAGGAGAACCAGGAGGGCGCGGAGGCGCUCGUGUCCCCACCGACCAGCCGGGGUCCUGGCCACUGCGCGCGGCACGUGCGGCGACCCGCCCUGUGCGCCAUGCGCCGGCCGCGGCUCCCCAGCGCCGCCCUUUAGCGCCGCGGCGGCCGAGCGACCCCGGACCGGCCCCGCGGGCCCCUCGGGCAUGGAGCCGCACGUGCUCGGCGCCGUCCUCUACUGGCUGCUGCUGCCCUUCGCUCUCCUGGCCGCCUGCCUCUUCCGCAUCAACGCGCUCUCGCUGGUCUACCUGCUGUUCCUGCUGCUGCUGCCCUGGUUCCCGGGCCCCUCCCGGCACAGCAUCCAAGGUCACACUGGCCGCCUCCUGAGAGUCCUCCUGGGCUUCAGCCUCCUCUUCCUGGCAGCCCACCUCACCUUCCAGAUAUGCCUGCACACCAUGCCCCACCUGGACCAGCUUCUGGGGCCGAGCUGCAGCACCUGGGACACCAUCUCCCGACACAUAGGGGUCACGAGGCUGGACCUGAAGGACGUGCCCAGCGCCAUCCGCCUGGUGGCCCCCGACCUGGGUGUCCUAGCGGCCUCCUCCCUGUGCCUUGGCGUCUGCAGGCGCCGUACGCGGACGGCCCGGCGGAGCCUGCGCACCCAGGAGCCGGACUACGAUGAUGGGGACGUGGACACCGGCUCCCUGGUGGGGCUGCAGGAAGCCCCUGCACUGCCCCGCAAGCGGAGAUCUUGGCUGGCCGCUCGGUUCCGGAUCACAGCCCACUGGCUGCUGGUGGCUGCUGGGCGGACUCUGGCCAUAGUGCUGCUCGCGCUGGCAGGCAUCGCCCACCCCUCAGCCUUCUCCAGUGUCUACUUUUUGCUGUUCCUGACCAUCUGCACCUGGUGGGCCUGCCACUUUCCCAUCAGCCCCCUGGGCUUCAGUGCACUCUGCGUCACGGUGGGCUGCUUUGGCGCCGGCCAUCUCCUCUGCCUCUACUGCUACCAGACGCCCCUCGCCCAGUCCAUGCUCCCACCUGCCAGCAUCUGGGCCAGGGUGUUCGGUCUCAAGGACUUUGUGGCCCCCGCCAACUGCUCCAACCCCAACGUGCUGGUCCUCAACACCAGCCACGACUGGCCCGUCUACGUGAGCCCCGGCAUCCUGCUGCUUCUCUGCUACACCGUGACCUUGCUCCUGAGGCUCCAAGUGCGCCGGCCCACGGACUGGGGGAAGGAGGCGGCCGGGGGCAACACGGAGCUGGAGGUGGAGCUGACUGAGGUGGAUCAGCGGCCCCAGGGCCAGGCCAGGGCUCCAGCCACCAAGGAGGAAGAGGCCACGCAGCACACGAUUCCCGUGCCGCCGGACCCUGAGGACAACUGCAUCGUGCACGACCUCACUGGCCACAGCCCUGUCCAGCAGCGGCCCCCGCACCUCAGGCUGACUGGGCCUAAGGAGACAUCUCCGUUGCACAGCCUGGGCCACCUCAUCAUGGACCAGAGCUACGUAUGUGCCCUCAUUGCCAUGAUGGUGUGGAGCAUCACCUACCACAGCUGGCUGACCUUUGUGCUGCUGCUCUGGGCCUGUCUCAUCUGGACCGUGCGUAGCCGCCACCAGAUGGCCAUGAUCUGCUCGCCUUUCAUCUUGCUCUACGGGCUGGCGCUCUGCAGCCUGCGCUACGUGUGGGCCAUGGACCUGCGGCCCGAGCUGCCCACCGCCCUGGGCCCUGUCAGCCUGCGCCAGCUGGGGCUGGAGCACACCCGCUACCCCUGCCUGGACCUGGGCGCCAUGCUGCUGUGCACCCUGACCUUCUGGCUUCUGCUGCGCCAGUUUGUGAAGGAGAAGCUGCUGAAGAGGGCGCGGGACCCCGUGGCACUGAUGGAGGUCACUGUGGCCGCCACAGAGCCCACGCAGACGCAGACGCUGCUGCGGAGCCUGGGGGAGCUUGUCAGGGGCGUUUACGCCAAGUACUGGGUCUACGUGUGCGCCGGCAUGUUCAUCGUGGUUAGUUUCGCCGGCCGCCUGGUCGUGUACAAGAUCGUCUACAUGCUGCUCUUCCUGCUCUGCCUCACCCUCUUCCAGGUCUACUACAGCCUGUGGCGGAAGCUGCUCAAGGCGUUCUGGUGGCUGGUGGUGGCCUACACCAUGCUGGUGCUGGUGGCCGUCUACACUUUCCAGUUCCAGGACUUCCCUGCCUACUGGCGCAACCUGACCGGCCUCACAGAUGAGCAGCUGGGGGACCUGGGCCUGGAGCAGUUCAGCGUGUCUGAGCUCUUCUCCAGCAUCCUGGUCCCUGGUUUCUUCCUGCUCGCCUGCAUCCUGCAGCUGCACUACUUCCACAGGCCCUUCAUGCAGCUCACCGACCCCGAGCACCGCCCCACGCCCAGCGCCCGCACCCUGUGCUGGGCUCACAGAUGCCGGGGCCUCAGGUACUGGAUGUUUUCUCCGACCCGCGGGGAUCACGAUGUCAGGCCGGGCCCCGCUCUCCCACCUGCUGGCUGCAGCACAGGGGUCCCAGUGCUGGGGUGGGAUGGCAGGCAGGACACGGUGAGCGGGACCCCCCUGCUGCAGCAAGAUGAAGAGGAGGCGGCCCCCAGAGACAAGGGGCUGGGCGUGGCCGGCCCCCACCAGGCCAUACAGGUCCCGGAGGCCAGCAAGUGGGGCCUGGUGGCUGAGCGGCUACUGGACCUGGCUACCGGCUUCUCGGAUGUUCUCACCCGCGCGCAAGUGCUCACGUGGCGCCUGCUAGAGCUGCACGUCUUCAAGCUGGUGGCCCUGUACACUGUGUGGGUGGCCCUGAAGGAGGUGUCGGUGCUGAACUUCCUGCUGGUCGUGCUCUGGGCCUUCGCCCUGCCCUACCCCCGCUUCCGGCCCAUGGCUUCCUGCCUGGCCACUGUGUGGACCUGUAUCAUCAUCGUGUGCAAGAUGCUGUACCAGCUCAAGGUUGUCAGCCCCCACGAGUACUCCAGCAACUGCACCGAGCCCUUUCCCAACAGCACGAACCUGCAGAAGACGGAGAUCCGCGAGUCCCUGCUCUACCGGGGACCCAUCGACCCCGCCAACUGGUUUGGGGUGCGGAAGGGCUUCCCGAACCUGGGCUACAUCCAAAACCACCUGCAGAUCCUGCUGCUGCUGGUGUUUGAGGCCGUGGUGUACCGGUGCCAAGACUACCACCGCCGCCGGCACCAGCUGGCUCCGCUGCCGGCCCAGGCCGUGUGCGCCGACGGCACCCGCCAGCGGCUGGACCGUGACCUGCCCAGCUGCCUCAAGUACUUCGUCAACUUCUUCUUCUACAAAUUCGGGCUGGAGAUCUGCUUCCUGAUGGCCGUGAACGUGAUCGGGCAGCGCAUGGACUUCACGGUCAUCCUGCACGGCUGCUGGCUGGUGGCCGUCCUCACCCGCCGGCGCCGCGAGGCCAUCGCCCGCCUCUGGCCCAACUACUGCUUCUUCCUGGCACUCUUCCUGCUCUACCAGUACCUGCUGUGCCUGGGCAUCCCCCCUGCCCUGUGCAUCGACUACCCGUGGCGCUGGAGCCGGGCUGUCCCCGUGAACUCUGCCCUGAUCAGGUGGCUGUACCUGCCUGACUUCUUCAGUGCCCCCAACGCCACCAACCUCAUCAAUGACGUCCUCCUGCUGCUCUGCGCCUCCCAGCAGUGGCAGGUGUUCUUGGCCGAGCGCACAGAGGAGUGGCAGCACAUGGCAGGCAUUAACACGGACCGCCUGGAGCCGCCGCAGGGGGAGCCCAACCCCGUGCCCAACUUCAUCCACUGCAGGUCCUACCUCGACAUGCUGAAGGUGGCCGUCUUCCGCUACCUCUUCUGGCUGGUGCUGGUGCUGGUGUUUGUCACGGGGGCCACGCGCGUCAGCAUCUUCGGUCUGGGCUACCUGCUGGCUUGCUUCUACCUGCUGCUGUUUGGCACCAGCCUGCAGCAGAAGGACACGCGCACCCGCCUCGUGCUGUGGGACUGCCUCAUCCUCUACAACGUCACCGUCAUCGUCUCCAAGAACAUGCUCUCGCUCCUGUCCUGCGUCUUCGUGGAGCAGAUGCAGAGCAGCUUCUGCUGGGUCAUCCAGCUCUUCAGCCUCGUGUGCACGGUCAAAGGCUACUACAACCCCGAGGAGAUGCGGGGCCGCGACCAGGACUGCCUGCUGCCUGUGGAGGAGGCGGGCGUCCUGUGGGACAGCGUCUGCUUCCUGUUCCUGCUGCUGCAGCGCCGCGUCUUCCUCAGCUACUACUUCUUGCACGUCCGGGCUGAGCUCCGCGCCACUGCCCUGCAGGCCUCCAGGGGCUUUGCCCUCUACAACGCUGCCAACCUCAAGACCAUCGAGCUCCACCGCAGGGCGGAGGAGAAGUCGCUGGCCCAGCUGAAAAGACAGAUGGAGCGCAUCCGGGCCAAGCAGGAGAAGCACAGGCAGGGCCGGGCCAGCCGCAGCCACCUUCAGGGCUCCCUGGACCCCAGCCAGGAGCCAGGGCCCGGCAGUCCAGGGGGCUCCUCCUCGCCACGGCCACAGUGGUGGCGGCCCUGGCUGGACCACGCCACAGUCAUCCACUCCGGGGACUACUUCCUGUUUGAGUCUGAUAGUGAGGAGGAGGAGGAGCUGCAGCCUGAGGACGCCCGGCCGACAGCACAGAGCGCCUUCCAGAUGGCGUACCAGGCGUGGGUGACUAACGCCCAGACCGUGCUACACCAGCGGCGACAGGGGCGGGCAGAGCCCACGGGCGGUGACCUAAGCCAGGAGGCAGAGCUGGCGGAGGGCCUGGAGGAUGAGGUGGCCGCGCCCGCAUGUCUCGUCCUCGCCGCAGGCCGCAGCCACGUGAUGCAGCGAGUGCUGAGCACCGUGCAGUUCCUGUGGGUGCUGGGCCAGGCGCUGGUGGACGGGCUGACGCGCUGGCUGCACGACUUCACGCGGCACCACCGCGCCAUGAGCGACGUGCUGCGCGCUGAGCGCUACCUGCUCACGCAGGAGCUGCUCCGGGGCGGAGAGGUGCGCCGGGACGUGCUGGACCAGCUGUAUGCCAGCGAGGCUGAGAUGAUCCAUGAUGCACUGAGCACACCAUCGAGCGGGCUGGGGGCGGAAGAGCCACUGAGCAGUGUGACCGAGGACAUCAGCAGCCCCCUGAGCACCAGCUACAACGCCCACAGCAGCAGCGAGGAGAUGGUCACCGAGCCCGGGGCUUCCCUGCACGGCUCCCGGGAGCUUCCCGCUGGCGGCCGCACCAGAACACGCACAGCCAGCGAGCUGCUCCUGGACAGGUGCCUGCACAUCCCGGAGCUGGAGGAGGCUGAACUGUUCGCAGCGGGACAGGGCCGUGCACUGCGGCUGUUGGAGGCCAUGUACCAGUGUGUGGCCGCCCACUCAGAGCUGCUCUGCUACUUUGUCAUCACCCUCAACCACAUGGUCACCGCCUCGGCCGCCUCCCUGGUGCUGCCCGUGCUGGUCUUCCUGUGGGCCAUGCUGUCCAUCCCACGGCCCAGCAAGCGCUUCUGGAUGACGGCCAUCGUCUUCACCGAGGUCACGGUGGUCGCCAAGUACCUGUUCCAGUUUGGCUUCUUCCCGUGGAACAGCCACGCCGUGCUGCGGCGCUAUGAAAACAAGCCCUACUUCCCGCCGCGCAUUCUGGGCCUGGAGAAGAGCGACAGCUACGUCAAGUACGACCUCCUGCAGCUCAUGGUACUCUUCUUCCACCGCGCCCAGCUGCUGUGCUACGGCCUCUGGGACCACGACGAGGACCCUCUCUCGAAGGAGCAUGACAGGGAUAGUGGGAAGGACGAGGGGGCUGAGGAGGAGCCGGCCGUGCUGGGACCCCAGGGGGAGCCAGGGGCGGCCAGGGCCCUCACUGAGGACGACAUCCCGGUGGAAGCAAAGGACGGGCCCCCAGAGCCCCAGGAUGAGAGGCGCGUCAGCCUGCGUCUCAGGAAGCGGAGGAAGGAGAGCACAGAACCCAGAGGACGGGCAGCCACCGAAGGCGAGGACGACAAGGAGGUGGGAGCGGAGGCGGCGGCUACAGAGAGCGAGAAGAGGCGGAGCCGUCCCUGCGAAAGAGUGAGGGCCCUGGGGCUCCGGCUGCAGAGCUUCUGCUUGUCCCUGGCCCGGAGCAUGUACCGGCCUGUGCGGCGCUUCUUCCACGACAUCCUGCACACUAAGUACCGCGCGGCCACCGACGUCUACGCCCUCAUGUUCCUGGCCGAUGUCGUCGACUUCAUCAUCAUCAUCUUCGGAUUCUGGGCCUUCGGGAAGCACUCGGCGGCCACGGACAUCGCGUCCUCCCUGUCGGAUGACCAGGUGCCGGAGGCCUUCCUGGUCAUGCUGCUGAUCCAGUUCGGCACCAUGGUCGUGGACCGCGCCCUCUACCUGCGCAAGACGGUGCUGGGCAAGCUGGCCUUCCAGGUUGCGCUGGUGCUGGCCGUGCACCUCUGGAUGUUCUUCAUCCUGCCCGCUGUCACCGAGCGGAUGUUCAGCCAGAACGCAGUGGCCCAGCUGUGGUACUUCGUCAAGUGCAUCUACUUCGCCCUGUCCGCCUACCAGAUCCGCUGCGGCUACCCCACCCGCAUCCUCGGCAACUUCCUUACCAAGAAGUACAACCACCUGAACCUCUUCCUCUUCCAGGGGUUCCGGCUGGUGCCAUUCCUGGUGGAGCUGCGGGCUGUGAUGGACUGGGUGUGGACGGACACCACGCUGUCCCUGUCCAGCUGGAUGUGCGUGGAGGACGUCUACGCCAACAUCUUCAUCAUCAAGUGUAGCCGAGAGACAGAAAAGAAAUACCCACAGCCCAAGGGGCAGAAGAAGAAGAAGAUCGUCAAGUACGGCAUGGGCGGCCUCAUCAUCCUGUUCCUCGUGGCCAUCAUCUGGUUCCCGCUGCUCUUCAUGUCUCUCGUGCGCUCCGUGGUCGGCGUCGUCAACCAGCCCACUGACGUCACCGUCACCCUCAAGCUGGGUGGCUACGAGCCCCUGUUCACCAUGAGCGCCCAGCAGCCGUCCAUCGUGCCCUUCACGCACCAGGCCUACGAGGAGCUGUCCAAGCAGUUUGACCCCCACCCGCUGGCCAUGCAGUUCAUCAGUCAGUACGGCCCCGAGGAUAUCGUCACGGCGCAGAUCGAGGGGAGCUCUGGGGCGCUUUGGCGCAUCAGCCCGCCCAGCCGGGCGCAGAUGAAGCGGGAGCUGUACAACGGCACCGCUGAGAUCACCCUGCGCUUCACCUGGAACUUCCAGAGGGACCUGGCCAAGGGCGGCACAGUGGAGUACACCAACGAGAAGCACACCCUGGGCCUGGCCCCCAACAGCACCGCCCGGAGGCAGCUGGCCAGCCUGCUGGAGGGCACCUCAGACCAGUCCGUGGUCAUCCCCCACCUCUUCCCCAAGUACAUCCGUGCCCCCAACGGGCCUGAAGCCAACCCCGUGAAGCAGCUGCAGCCCAACGAGGAGGACGACUAUCUUGGCGUGCGUAUCCAGCUGCGCAGGGAGCGCGUGGGCACGGGGGCAGCUGGCUUCCUCGAGUGGUGGGUCAUCGAGCUGCAGGACUGCCAGGCUGACUGCAACCUGCUGCCCAUGGUCAUCUUCAGCGACAAGGUCAGCCCGCCCAGCCUGGGCUUCCUGGCCGGCUACGGCAUCAUGGGGCUGUACGUGUCCAUCGUGCUGGUCAUCGGCAAGUUUGUGCGCGGCUUCUUCAGCGAGAUCUCGCACUCCAUCAUGUUUGAGGAGCUGCCGUGCGUGGACCGCAUCCUCAAGCUCUGCCAGGACAUCUUUCUGGUGCGGGAGACGCGGGAGCUGGAGCUGGAGGAGGAGCUGUACGCCAAGCUCAUCUUCCUGUACCGCUCACCAGAGACGAUGAUCAAGUGGACGCGCGACAAGGACUAGGGCCGCUUGCAGCAGGGGUGGAGCCUCGUCCCGGCCCCCAGCCCUGAUGCUCCUGUCACAGGAAGCUGCGGCCCCCCGGCCCGGCACAGGACCGCUGUCUCUUCCCGUCCUCCCUGCUGGGCCCGGCGGCCCCUCCCCACUCGUAGAGUUUUCUAAUUAAAACCUUUUUAUUUAUACAAA